Prunus armeniaca (apricot) is the source of this 192-nucleotide messenger RNA. Lineage: Eukaryota; Viridiplantae; Streptophyta; Magnoliopsida; Rosales; Rosaceae. The record is from the annotation of a GenBank genome assembly.
AUGGUGAGAUUUUGUUGGCUGCGAGCGAACCUCUACGAUCCUUGGAGUCGUGGUUCCCAGUUUGAUGCGCGUCUCAAUUUGGGUAACAGAAAUGGGCAAAUGACGUUGAGAAAGUCUGAGGAAGAGAAAGUGGUGCGUGGGAAAAGAGAUAGGUCAAUUGGGAAGACAUCAAUGUCAUUGUGGAAAGAGUAA